AUGAUUGCUUGGACUAGUGCAAGUCGACAGCAUUUCCGCACAGAUUUUGAUAUUUCCAUUCCCUUAUUUCACAAAGAACACCCUUUAAUAAGUAACGAAGAAAUUUGGUUAAAUUCAACUGAAUCUCACAAUCAUGAUAAAUACUUGGCUAGUUUUAAAGGAAAGAGAUAUGUUUAUGGAAUUGGUUCAGAAACCAGAAACAUUUUACAUUAUCUUCACAACGAUAAUUCUGUAAUUAUUGCAUCGACGUGUCGUCAUAAUUCUGAUUGGAAAAAGUUUGAGGAUGAAAGGUGUGAAGAGGAUAAUGCACAAUAUGACAGAUGGGAUUACAAUCAAUUAAUGGAAAAUUCUACUUUUUGUUUAAUUCCAAGAGGGAGACGUUUAGGUUCUUUUCGCUUUCUUGAAUCUCUCAAACAUUCGUGUAUUCCUGUCAUUUUUUCUGAUGAUUGGGUUUUACCUUUUGAAGAUUUUAUUGAUUGGAGUCAACUUUCAAUCUCAGGGAAUGAAAAAAAUAUUUUAUUUAUUUAUGAUUAUUUGUCUAAUAUUCCAAAGGAACGUAUACUCAAAAUGCGCCACUCUACUCAACUAAUUUAUCAAAAAUAUUUUGCUAGUGUUGAAAGAAUUGUUUUAACUUCUAUCGAGCAAGUAUUUGAACGUAUAAGACGACAUGUAGGUUUGCCUUCACAACAAAAUUGGUUAUGCUAUUGA
Molecule: messenger RNA, 708 nt
Organism: Meloidogyne enterolobii
Lineage: Eukaryota; Metazoa; Nematoda; Chromadorea; Rhabditida; Meloidogynidae
Source: the annotation of a GenBank genome assembly